UUAUUACAAAUCCAACGCUAGUAACCCUCUACCCGCCAUAUUUAUUUUGUGCCGCGCCAUUUUGGUGGUUUUUCAGAAGGACGCUGCGUCGGGCGUGCAUUCCAAAUUCUUGUUAAUUCUACAUAAAAUGGGCAAGAAAGAUAAAAAAACUGACGCCAGUGAUGGCUCUACCGAGGAAGAGUACGUCGUUGAGAAAGUUCUGGACAAACGCACUGUCAAGGGAAAGAUCCAAUAUUUACUCAAAUGGAAAGGCUAUAAGGAAGAGGAGAGUACUUGGGAGCCCGUGGAGAACCUAGACUGUGAGGAACUCAUUAAGACAUUUGAAGAGGCCAGGAAAGAGAAGGAGUCAAAAACAUCGAAGAAGCCCGAGGACCGAGGUAAGAAGCGCGUGCGUGACUCCAGCGAGGACACCAGCUCGGGGCGCAAGGGCCGCGCCACCAGCGUCUCCUCAGUCGACGAGCACAAAGAGAGCAAACGGGAACGCAAGGAAGAGAAGAGCAAGUCCGGAUUUGACAAGGGACUCAAGGCUGAGAAAAUUAUUGGUGCGUCCGACGCGACAGGGGAGCUGAUGUUCCUGGUAAAAUGGGCUGAUUCAGAUGAAGCGGAACUCGUGCCAGCCAAAGUAGCCAAUGUCAAAUGUCCACAACAGGUGAUCGCUUUCUACGAGGAGCGAUUAACGUGGCACACCCCUUCUGAAACGGAGUGAUUGUGCAAGUUAGGUUACUGUGCGAGAGGUACUGGUGCAUUUCUGUGACGACUGGAUUCUACGCGUUCCGUGUGUGUGAGGUCGGCCGCGCGACCUACAUCGGUAAAGUUAUACUAAUAUACUAGACAUUAAGAUAAAUAUAUUGUGAAGCAAAUUGGUACAAUGCUUAAAAUUUAAGUAAAUGAUUAUAGUUAUGAUAAUGGUUUUGUUUUUUCGAGCGAGAAAUGCAGCUCAGCGUCAGACCUGUGGACCUUAUGUAUUCGGGUUUCAUGAAAUGCGUGCUGUCCAUCAGUUGCAGCGAGUCUCGAGUUUAGGUAUACCACGUUAGGUACUGUUUAUUGCGGCGCAUUUGUUCUAGGAAGUACGACACUAAUGCGACGGCACGUGUUCAGCUUGUAAAACUGGAUAGCAGUACGACAAAACAUACCGAGUAUUUGUCAAUCUGAAGAAUACAAUUCGUGUUGACCGCAUGCAACAAUACCUGACGUGUCGCGGGCUGCUAUGUUGAUAAUUGAUUUGGUGCUGAAAUCAGUGCGUUAAACUCGGGUGUUUAAAGUAGGUCGCUUAGGUUAUGAAUACAAGCAUAUGAAACUAAUAUUAAGUAUUUUUAUAACUUAAUUAUAACAACUGAAUUUGUUAGGUUAGGCACAUAAUAUAAUUUAUAGCGUCAGAGUUGCCUUCUUAGACACCCUGAGGUAACACAGUGUUAAGUUUCAAAUGAUAUUUUUCUAAUACAAAUCAUUCAUUAGAGUUUAUUGAACCGCUAAUAUAUAAUACCACAGGGUUUAGAUAGGUGGAUGUUCCUUUAAUUGGCCAUUACUUUAUGAAUAAAACCGUUAGAUUUAGUGGUGAGCGUUGAUCUUACAAUGAUUUCACAGUUCAAGCGCCUUAAGGCCGACUCAUCUCGUAGUUUAAUUGUUAUUUACAUUAACAAUCCCUCUCAGUAUCCACAAGACUACAUUUAGACCAAUAUGUUGACUACAUUUAGACCAUUCUACAAGAAUGUCGUCCAACUUUUCACCUUUAUUGUAGUCGAGUUGAAGCUGAGUGGAUUUGGUCUUUAAAAAUAGUGUCAAUUUUAGCAUAAUUUUACCGUAUGUACUCGAGCGUCGUCGAUAGAGCAAUGAGUGAUUGUUAAAUUUAUGUUAUGGUUACAGGCAAAUAUUGACGUGAUCUACGUAAACUAAUGCAUAACGUGUCUUACAGUGGUGGUCUUACAUUUGCAGCUCUUUUUACAAGCAUUGACAUAUAUUUUUAAUUUUCUGCUUUGCUUAAUAAGUAGUGUAAUUUUCACAAGUAAGAUGUGAAAAAUGUUGGGUCUUUGUAUGUAAACAUAUCCAUCUUUAUUCACUAAGAGGUAGACUGAGUUGUAACAAAUGACAGUUUACUGUUUGAACAUAAAUAAACUUUAGAUUGGAUUAUUUGCACUCAUUUUCAAUAACAAAGACAUUUGUUAGCAUGUCAUAACCGAUUGGUCAUUCUUGCGUUGGAUUGAAAAUAAAAUGAUCUGGAAAUGAUCUGUACUUUAUAAAAGGUCGAUUUUAAUGGAAGAUUAUAAAACUCAUUUGUAAAACAUAAUUUGUAAGUAAAUUCAAUAAGUUGCAUAUGUUCUCAGUUUUAUAGUUACAGAGGGUACAGUGGACUACACAAAGCAUAUUGCAGCUAUUUAAUGUCUACUAUUCAUAGAAAAAAGACAAUAUAGAGACUAUAAUGAACUUAUUAGUUUCUUGAAAUUCGUAUUUAAUGGUUAAACCUGCUAUUCCAAUUCUUAUAUGGCGAAACCAGUGCACGGUGGAAGCCAUAAUACAUAUAAAGAAGUUAUAUAAUAUAACUGGCUUUGCACAUUUGAAUAAGUUUUUUGUAAUGUAUUCCAUAGUGUUUGCGUUACCAAAAACAUGUUGACAACACGCCUAAUCAUUAUCUUAAUUAACAUUAGUUGUAUAAUUUUGCUUUGUUCUACAAAUGAGAAUACGUCACCACGGCGUAAGUUUUAAUUCGGACAAGUUUCUAACAUGCAUAAUAUAUGGUGGAAAGUACUAUCUAUAUUUGUUAAUGUAUUUGUUAUUACUAAAUAUGUAUGCGCGUAUCACUUUGUAACCGAAAGCCCAGACGUCAAACUAAACUGCAUUAUUUGUAAUACAUUCAAGUUCGCGAUAAACUAUGCCGCUCUGAAGUUCCUCCCUCGACGUCUCGUGCCGGCUGUCAUAGUUAUCGACAAUAACUGCUAAUGACAUCAGAGGGGCAAAGUUAACGCAAACUGUAAUUGUACUGAAUCUUGUUUACGUAGCACAAGAUAAUUUGUUAGGCUGUAUCUUAAGAUAGUUUUAUUAGGGCGAGUUUGUCCGUAAACAAACUCUCCGACCUGCCUUGUGCAAUGGAAGGUUAUAUUUUUGUUCUGAGACGAGGAACGGUCCGCGUAUGACGUAUCGUGUUUAAUAUUAGGUAAAAUAAAAUUUUCGUAAAUAG
Molecule: messenger RNA, 3172 nt
Organism: Manduca sexta (tobacco hornworm)
Lineage: Eukaryota; Metazoa; Arthropoda; Insecta; Lepidoptera; Sphingidae
Product: chromobox protein homolog 5
Exons: 5
Coding region: 128-706 (192 amino acids)
Biological process (GO): negative regulation of transcription by RNA polymerase II; chromatin organization
Cellular component (GO): pericentric heterochromatin; nucleus
Molecular function (GO): chromatin binding
Source: RefSeq, a predicted model, not a curated record